GAGAAGAAGAGCUGAAGCGUUUCCUCUCAGCAGUGAAAAAUAAUAAUCGCGUUUGGAGAGAAUAAAUCGGUUUAUCUUUAAAUCCUGAGCUCUUCAGCUCCUGAAGAUCAAGGUGAUCCACAGGCAGGGAGAGCAGAUGGUGGUAACAGACUGUCUUUCCUGUCGGAAGGAGUUGUCUGCAGGCCAGAUAGUUCCCCGGUCUGAGGCCCUGUCCACACGGCAACGGAUUCAGUGAUUACCAAGGGCUGAUAAGGGGAGAGAGAGCAGAGAGGAGGCAGUUCUCCUGCCCAGAGAGUAUGUUUGUUUGCACCAACCACCAAGCAGCUUUUAUUUGCUAAAAAGUUAAGUGAAACCCGCCUGUCCUGUGCUUCAGUGUUUCACACCAAGGACAUCCGCACAAAGUUAAUAGCAGCAUUUUCAUUGACAUGGGAAAGCCUUUCCUGGACCUAGGGACUGGGGUUGUCAACUGCCAAGCUCCCCCACAUCAGUUCUUGGCAGUUUUCUGUGCUGCCUAUAAAUUCCCAUGAACAGUCGUUAACCUGCACUUCCAUGACUAUUUACAGUGCUGCCUACUUAGGAAAAUCCCACUUUUUGUGCAGAGAAUACACAAAAAUAUGAUGCCCAGAGGAGACUCCAGUAGCUGUCAAAAUACUUUCAGGGCAUCUGAUAUUAUCACCAGUUCUUCACAAAUGAAGGAAGCUCUUCACCCUUACUCAGUUUAUAGGAGGAGAUUUACUUCUCAGAAUAAACUCCAAGUCCACCAGCGCGUUCAUACAGGAGAGAAGCUAUAUCAGUGCUCAGAUUGUGGGAAGAGUUUCAAACGAAGUCCUCCUCUCCAAAUCCACCAGCGCAUUCACACAGGAGAGAAACCAUAUUACUGCUCAGAUUGUGGAAAGAAUUUUAGUGAAUCAGGUUCUCUUCGGAAGCACCAGCACAUUUACAUAGGAGAGGAGCCAUAUCAGUGCUCAGAUUGUGGAAAAAGUUUCAAACAAAAACGUGAUUGCCAAAUCCACCAGCACGUUCACGCAGGAGAAAAGCCAUAUCACUGCUCUGAUUGUGAAAAAAGUUUCAAUCAUAAAAGUGAUCACCAAAGACACCAGCGCAUUCACACCGGAGAGAAGCCAUAUUGCUGCUCAAGUUGUGGAAAGAAUUUCAGUGAAAAAGGUUCUCUCCAUAAACACCAGCGCAUUCACACAGGAGAAAAACCAUAUUACUGUUCACAGUGUGGGAAGAGCUUUGCACGUGCAUAUACUCUCCAAACACACCAGCGCAUUCACACAGGAGAGAGGCCCCAUCAGUGCUCAGAUUGUGGAAAGAGUUUCAAUCAAACAAGUUCUCUCCGAAAACACCAACGCAUUCACACAGGAGAGAAACCGUAUUACUGCGCAGAUUGUGGAAAGAAUUUUAAUGAAUCAGGUGCUCUCCGUAAACACCAACGUAUUCACACAGGCGAGAGGCCAUAUCACUGCUCAGACUGUGGAAAGAAUUUCAGUGAAUUAGGUUCUCUUUAUAAACACCAACGCAUUCACACAGGAGAGAAGCCAUAUUACUGUUUGCAGUGUGGGAAGAGCUUUGCACAUGCGUAUACUCUCCAAACACACCAGCGCAUUCACACAGGAGAGAAGCCCCAUCAGUGCUCAGAUUGUGGAAAGAGUUUCAAUCAAACAAAACAUGUUCAUAUCCACCAGCACGUUCAUAUAGGAGAGAAGUUGCAUCAGUGCUCAGAUUGUGAAAAAAGUUUUAAACAAAAAAGUGAUCUCCGAAGACACCAGCGCGUUCACACAGGAGAAAAGCCAUAUCACUGCUCCGAUUGUGGAAAGAGUUUCAGUCAAAUAACUCAUCUCCAAACACACCAGCGCAUUCACACAGGAGCAAAACCGUAUCACUGCUCCAAUUGUGGAAAAAGUUUCAAUCAAAUAAUUCAUCUCCAAAUACACCAGCGUGUUCACACAGGAGAGAAGCCAUAUUACUGUUCACAGUGUGGGAGAAGCUUUGCACAUGCAUAUACUCUCCAAACACACCAGCGCAUUCACACAGGAGAGAAGCCGUAUCACUGUUUACAGUGUGGAAGGAGCUUUGUUCAUGCAAACGCUUUCCAAACACACCAGCGCCUUCACACAGGAGAGAAACCAUAUCACUGCUCAGAGUGUGGAAAGAAUUUCAGUGAAUCAGGUUCUCUCCGUAAACACCAGCGCGUUCACACAGGAGAGAGGCCAUAUCAUUGCUCAUAUUGUGAAAAAAGUUUCAAACAAAAAAGCGAUCUCCAAAUCCACCAGCGCAUUCACACAGGAGUGAGGCCAUAUGACUGCUCAGAUUGUGAAAAAAGUUUCAAACAAAAAAGUGAUCUCCGAAGACACCAGCGCAUUCAUACAGGAGAAAAGCCAUAUCACUGCUCCGAUUGUGGAAAGAGUUUCAAUCAAAUAUUUCAUCUCCAAACACACCAGCGCGUUCACACAGGAGCAAAACCGUAUCACUGCUCCAAUUGUGGAAAAAGUUUCAAGCAAACAAGUCAUCUCCAAACACACCAGCGCGUUCACACAGGAGAGAAGCCAUAUUACUGUUCACAGUGUGGGAAGAGCUUUGCACAUGUAUAUACUCUCCAAACACACCAGCGCAUUCACACAGGAGAGAAGCCGUAUCAUUGUUUACAGUGUGGAAAGAGCUUUGUUCAUGCAAAUGCUCUCCAAACACACCAGCGUGUUCAUACAGGAGAGAAACCAUAUCACUGCUCAGAUUGUGGAAAGAGUUUCAAUGUCUUAAGUAAUCUCCGAAAACACCAGCGCAUUCAUAGUGGAGUGAGGCUAUAUCACUGCUCAGAUUCUGGAAAGAGUUUCAAUCAAACAAGUUCUCUCCGAAAAGACCAACACAUUCACACAAAAUAGAAGCUGUAUCACUGCUCAUAGUGUGGAAUCUGUUUCUCUGAUUCCAGUAACUUCAACCUACACCAAUGAAUUCACAUGAGAAACCAUUUUUCUGCUGACAGUGAGGGAGUUUUUACCCUCCAGGGUCAUCUCAAAGCACACCAACACAUCCAUACAGGAGAGAAGCCAUAUCCCUGCACACAAUAUGGAAUUCAUUUUCCUUGUUUUCGAAAAUUCCUAAAACAAUCAACAAAUUCACGUGAAGAGCAGCUGUACCAGUGCUGAGGAGUGAAAGGAGAACAUGUUCAUAGUUACUACUGAGGACACUGAGAACCUUUUUUGUUUGAUUGUUUUGUUUCUUGGUGUUUGUGGUGCCCCCCCAUGGAGACACUUGACUUCUGAAUAUUGUUGUGAAUUGUACUAAG
Neoarius graeffei (lesser salmon catfish) is the source of this 3286-nucleotide messenger RNA. RefSeq names its product zinc finger protein 850-like. The record is from RefSeq and is a predicted model, not a curated record. Gene Ontology annotation, cellular component: nucleus. The transcript has 7 exons. Gene Ontology annotation, biological process: regulation of transcription by RNA polymerase II. The coding region runs from base 615 to 2882 and encodes 755 amino acids. NCBI's taxonomy places the organism in Eukaryota, Metazoa, Chordata, Actinopteri, Siluriformes, Ariidae. Gene Ontology annotation, molecular function: RNA polymerase II transcription regulatory region sequence-specific DNA binding; DNA-binding transcription factor activity, RNA polymerase II-specific.